Molecule: messenger RNA, 2727 nt
Organism: Nothobranchius furzeri (turquoise killifish)
Lineage: Eukaryota; Metazoa; Chordata; Actinopteri; Cyprinodontiformes; Nothobranchiidae
Gene: cyld2
Product: cylindromatosis (turban tumor syndrome) 2
Biological process (GO): protein K63-linked deubiquitination
Cellular component (GO): cytosol
Molecular function (GO): K63-linked deubiquitinase activity; cysteine-type deubiquitinase activity
Source: RefSeq, a predicted model, not a curated record
UCCGGUUUCACACUCCUCCUCCGCGGUGCCUCGCUGGAGGAAGUGCGGAGCCGCGUCUGGAGUCCUGGCUUUUGCGCGCAAAUAAUCCGCGUGAAACCCGACGAUUUAACCCGGACUAAUGAAAACAGGGAGUCUGUUGCAUCGUUGAGCGCUCUUGCAGCUGCACACGUCUUUAACCAGCUUCAGCAGCUGAAACAAAGAAUCUCCAUGGAGCCCAAAAGAUUAAACGAGAAGUUUUUCAUUAUUCUUCGAGGGAAGUCGAAGAAAGGUUUCAGCAGAGGGUGUAUUGGUCGUGUGGAGACGGAGAGUGCAAACGGGGAGCUGAUGGGGAUUCUGUAUGGAUGUGCCACCAAUGCAGGGACCCCAAAAAAUGGAGGCCUGGUGAGGAAGGAGGACACGUACCCCCUGACGCGCCACCAGGCCCAGCUCCUGCUCUUUGUUGCCAGCGUGAGUAGACGCCUGGAGCUGCUGUGUAACCCGCAGCUCUUCUCAGCCAUCUGCGAGCUGUCCCCCAACGACCUGGUGGUUAUCCGGUACAAGAAGGGACACCUGCCAGGAAUGGUGAAGAACCUGAUGAAAAUUGGGAGAAAAGAAAGCAAAGAGGAUCUGCACAUGCUCGGCUUUGAGGUGGAGUUUGUGGACAGCGAUAAGAACAUGGCAUCAGCAAAGCCUGCAGCUCCUCUACCCAUCUUCAGCGCUGCAGACGUCAUCCAGGUGGUUCCGUCCUACUCGGUCCACCUUGGACUGCACUGGAGAGAGGGCAAGUGUGAGGGUUCAAGAAAAGCAGUGACACACAUCAGCUCCACGUCAAGCAUCGAGAAGAGUUCACCACAAGUGACAGAGAACCAGAACCAGUCUGCCUGUGAAGACCAACGGCUGGACCUGUCUCCUACACCGCCGCUGGAGGUGGGCUCCUUGGUGGAGGUCGUUUCCAACACGGGGGUCAAAGUGCACGGAGUCAUCCACUGGCUGGGGGUCCCUGAGGGGAAGACAGGUGACUGGGCAGGGAUCGAGCUGGACUACGAUGUGAACGGCUGCUCUGAUGGGCUGUACCAAGGUCAGAGGUAUUUCACCUGCAAAGGAAACAGAGCUUUGUUUGUCCCCAUCACAAAGUGCAGCCCUGACAGCAGGUUCAUCCACUCGUCAACAGAAGGCCCGGUCAGAGUCACAGAACCCCGCACAGUUCCUCCGUACGAGGACUCGGGGGAGGAUGCUCCACCGGUUCCUGAAUCCGAGGCACUGCCGCUGUUUGUGGGGAAAAUGAAGGGGAUCCAGGGCCACAUCAACUCCUGUUACCUGGACGCUACACUCUUCAGUUUGUUCAGUUCAUCUGUGACCGUGGACUCCGUCUGCUGCAAGCCUGCUGCCAACGAGCAGCCCCUAACCUGCACUCUCAGAACAAUAAUCAACCGUCUACGCAGACAGGGGUUCGUACCUGCAGAGAGUGUGAUGAAUCUGCGUGAACAGCUAGGCUGUGACACCUUUAGGACACACGAAAAAGAUCCAGAGGAGUUCAUUUCAGUCCUCUUUCAGAAGGUGCUCCGCAUCGAGCCGCUGCUCAGGCUCAGAUCAGAAGAAGGAACUUCUCACGGGGCGUACACGCUCCAGAUCUUUCUGGAAAAAGAACAGAUUAAGCAGAUGCCCACCGUCCAACAUCUGCUGGACACGUCCUGCCAGUCAGGUCAUCUGCAGUUUGAAGCGGUGCCCUCCUGUCUGAUCAUUCAGAUGCCACGGUGUGGAAACAAGUAUAAGAUGUUCUCUCACAUCCUCCCCUCCACUGAGCUGGACAUCACAGACCUGCUGCACAACGCUCCGAGGGAAUGUUUUAUCUGUGGAGACUUGGCAAGACUCGAGUGUCUUCAGUGCCUACCAGAUAACAAACUACAACCAGGAAGAGUCAAACAGUUUUGUAACGCCUGCAACACCCAGGUGCACAUCCAUCCCUCCCGACGCAGUCACUCUCCCAGCGCUCUCUCAGUGCCAGCAGAUGCAGAAAGUAGCGCUCCCGUGCCUCGGCACAAAAUGGAGCUGUUUGCCGUUCUCUGCAUUCAAACCAGCCACUUUGUGUCGUUUGUCAAAUACGGCCCCGACCCACACUCCUGGCUGUUUUUUGACAGCAUGGCAGACAGAUGCGGUGAUGAUCAGAACGGGUACAGCAUUCCAGAGGUCCGAGCUUGUCCCGAGCUCGGGGACUUCCUGAGCCAGCCUGAGGAGGAUUUGGCCUGGGCGAACCCUUUCCAGGCUCCGGAGCUGGUACGGAGGCUGCUGUGUGACUCCUACAUGUUUCUAUACCACACGUCAGCCACGCCACCUUCAGAGCCAGACAUCGUGCAGUUCUGAGUGCAUUAGAGGACCUGCUGUUCCACAACAGAACCUAUGACAGCUUCACAUCGCUGCUUAGUCAGAUAUUGUGCACUUUAUAUGGCGUCUAUGAGGUAGGAGCUGAGAUGGCUGCUGCUGGGAAUCAGUUCAGAGGCCAGAAGGAAAACCAAACUACUCAUGAGGUCAUUUUUAAACCCUUGAAUUUCUUAUGGUUGUCAAACUGAAUAUUUGUUGCUAAUCUUUAUUGGCAAAUAACAUUUUAGGUAAGCUGAGCAGAUGAAAGCAGCAAUCAAGAGUUUUCUGCCUCUCAGGAAUUAUGUAUGAAUUUUUAGAAAUGCUUUUAUUUUUGUUGGCAUCACAGAAAGUGUGUAAAUACUUAAUAAACUGCACUGCGCUUGUUUUUCA